AACUGUAUUCAUUGAGAGUGAGACACUCGAUAAUGAACAAACACAAUGAGAAAUACAAAAAGACAGAGAUAAUAAAAUAGUUUUUGUCUUUGUGUCUUUGUGAAUUUUGUAAAUGGUUUCAAAGAAUUUUCAAUAAGGGAAUUAUUUCAGUUCCGAUCUACGUUCUCACAGUAAGUCACUCGCCAAGCAAUUUUGUGUCUUACAGAUACUUGCAAGCAGUUUGAGAAACACAUGUAAACACACACAUAGGCAUUCACAUGAACACAUACUGCUUGCUCCAAAAACCCCUAUAUGCUCUCAAAAACACACUGGUACACAUUCGCUUACACUUACACACGCUCCUAAAGUUUUACUCUCCCUCUCUCUCUCUCUUUCACUCUCACGCACACAUAUAUAAACAUACUCAUAUACAGAGACGCGCUUACUCUUACAUCUCUAUAUAUGAUCCUCCAAGUACCACCCACAUAAUACAGACACACACAAACACACAUGCACACACACACUCAUGAAUGCUGCCCCUGAUCCCAAAAUGGUAAAGCCCAAAGUAAACCUCAUUACAAGCGGAACUUCGAAAUAUUCCAAGAAGAAGCGAGAUGAGUCUGUGUACCAUUACUUGAAACGAUUGUCACACCUGCACCUCGAAGGCAAGAAUUUGACUGAAAUUGACUGUGACUUUUCUGUGUGUCCCCAAUUAUCAGUAUUGUAUCUGUAUGACAACCAUUUAACAGCAAUCCCAGACUUAUCCAGAAACAGGAACCUAUCACACCUCUACCUCCAAGACAAUCAGAUCCGGCAUAUUCCAGACCUCUCCAGUCUAAUACAACUAACAAAACUGUAUCUCAGUAAUAACUGCAUUGCAGUGAUUGAGGGUCUCAAAAACCUUCAUCAUCUCAAUGAACUUUACAUCGACAGACAGCAGCUGCCCCCUGGAGAGAAGCUCCUACUUGAUCCAAGAUCCAUCAGAGCUAUUGCUGUCUGCCUGCAAGUCCUCAACAUCUCCGGCAACAGACUGACCAGUCUCAAUGAGCUUCACCCUCUGCACCAGUUGACCUGCCUUUACGCGUCAGACAACAAGGUUUCGCAGUUCAGCGACGUCGCAGGUGCACUGAUGAACAUGGAGAAGUUGGCGACACUCGAGCUGCACGGCAACCCAAUGUGCCGCAACAAAAGGUACCGAGACAAGCUCAUCAUCAUGGUAAAGAGCUUAGAAAACCUUGAUGGCAAAGAUAUUAGUGUCACCUCCAAGACAUUCAUACAUAACUGGUCUGCUAGCAGGACUGCCUUAAGACCAAGAAGAGAGCCUACACGAGUUCUAAACCCAUACAAAGGUGACCCAGUGGAUGAUACCAAUUUCACCACUUUCCCACGAGAUUCCAAAGUCUCUGGCUACAUGAUGCCUGGGUUACCAAUGAGGAAACAUUUCAGCCAAAGUUCAGCAAAGGGAUCGAGCAAGACAUACAGUUCAUCCAUGUCCAACGCUGAUAAUAACCAGAACACCAACAACCCGUUUGUGCCAAUCAACCAAGAUUUUGAAGUACUCAGAAGAGAUUUUAGAGUAGAAACAAGAGACCAAGGGACGCAUCCGAAAACACCAUCACCUUAUCUCCGACAUCUAAAGAAAGUUUCGCAUGCUUCUAGGACGCAUCCGAAAACACCAUCACCUGGUCUCCGACAUCUAAAGAAAGUUUCGCAUGCUCCUGCCUAAUCACUCUGAUCUCAACUGCAAUGUCUGUUAAAUGGUGGUCAACCUCUCAGUAGAUCCAUUACAUCCCCACUCACCACCACCGCUGCUACUCUUGACCAUUGUCCCAUGGCUGUGAAGAAUGAUUUAAUGUCAGAUAUGCAAUAAAUAAGGGGAACCAAAAGCAG
Messenger RNA from Octopus sinensis (East Asian common octopus), 1869 nucleotides. RefSeq names its product protein phosphatase 1 regulatory subunit 42-like. The record is from RefSeq and is a predicted model, not a curated record. NCBI's taxonomy places the organism in Eukaryota, Metazoa, Mollusca, Cephalopoda, Octopoda, Octopodidae. Gene Ontology annotation, molecular function: protein binding. The transcript has 9 exons. Bases 506 to 1705 code for a protein of 399 amino acids.